Myxocyprinus asiaticus (Chinese sucker) is the source of this 2791-nucleotide messenger RNA. RefSeq names its product guanine nucleotide-binding protein G(olf) subunit alpha. Gene Ontology annotation, cellular component: heterotrimeric G-protein complex. Bases 215 to 1690 code for a protein of 491 amino acids. Gene Ontology annotation, biological process: adenylate cyclase-modulating G protein-coupled receptor signaling pathway. The transcript is spliced from 12 exons. NCBI's taxonomy places the organism in Eukaryota, Metazoa, Chordata, Actinopteri, Cypriniformes, Catostomidae. Gene Ontology annotation, molecular function: G-protein beta/gamma-subunit complex binding; G protein-coupled receptor binding; GTPase activity. The record is from RefSeq and is a predicted model, not a curated record.
CAGGUGAUCCACCGAUUACUGCAUGUAGGUUGGACUGUAAGAAGAAUACGAAAUGACAUUUUGUAAAUACAGGAGCAUCGUUUUUGGAAUACGCAUGGAUGGAAAAUGCACCAGGUACCAUCAGCUCGCGUGGUGACGCGCUGAAUCACUGGGGGAUUAGAGGGUUUAUUGUAUAUUUAUGAUCAAAUAUCAACAGUGAGCGCUUGGUCACAUCAUGGGGCUGUGCUACAGUUUGCGUCCCCGUUUGUUUGGGGAACUCAGUGGAUCCAUUUCCAACGCCAACUCGGAGUCGGACCACCAGCCUCCGGAUGCAGGGAUGACGAUGAAGCCGUCCUGCGUCCGGGGAUCGCGGCAGCAAGAUGAUGACUCCGGGGGGAACAACGGCAAGACAUCAUCCACCUCGCCUUUACGCACCGGGGACGCCAGUAAGAUCCCGACCGUGGAGCCCCGCCAUGGAUACGCGGACAGAGCAGUCAUCCAGAACGGGGGUGGAGGAGGAGGCGGGAAGAGGAGGCUACAGCUGCUCCAGACGCCCUGCAGCGCCCAAAAACAGAAGACCUGGGAUAAACUGGUGGUGGUGGAAGAGAAGGAGGCCGAGAAGGAGGCCAAUAAAGUCAGUAAGAACAUUGACAGGGCCUUGAAGGAACUCAAGCGGGAGUAUAAACAGACUCAUCGGCUGCUGCUCUUAGGGGCUGGUGAGUCGGGGAAGAGCACUAUCGUUAAGCAGAUGAGAAUACUUCAUGUCAACGGGUUUAAUGCAGAAGAGAAGAAACAGAAAAUUCUAGACAUUCGUAAAAAUGUGAAGGACGCCAUCGUGACCAUAGUGUCGGCAAUGAGCACUUUAAUACCACCCGUCCCACUCGCUAAUUCAGAAGACCAGUUUAGGAUCAACUACAUCAAAAGCAUAGCUCCACUCUCUGAUUUUGAUUACACACAGGAGUUUUUCGACCACGCAAAGAAGCUUUGGGACGAUGAAGGCGUUAAGGCGUGUUACGAACGGUCCAAUGAGUAUCAACUAAUCGACUGUGCGCAUUAUUUUCUUGACCGGAUCGAUGCCGUAAGACAAAGUGACUAUACUCCAACAGAUCAGGAUUUGCUUCGCUGCAGAGUGUUAACAUCAGGGAUUUUUGAAACACGAUUUCAAGUAGACAAAGUCAACUUUCAUAUGUUUGAUGUGGGAGGUCAGAGAGAUGAAAGGAGAAAAUGGAUUCAGUGUUUUAAUGACGUCACAGCGAUCAUCUUUGUGGUAGCGAGCAGCAGCUACAACAUGGUCAUAAGGGAAGACAACAACACAAACAGACUACGGGAAGCACUUGAUCUUUUUCGCAGUAUCUGGAACAACAGAUGGUUACGGACGAUUUCUGUCAUAUUGUUCCUCAACAAACAGGACAUGCUGGCAGAGAAAGUUUUAGCUGGGAAAUCCAAAAUUGAAGAUUAUUUCCCUGAAUAUGCUCGCUACACCAUACCAGACAAAGUAACUCCAGAACCCGGAGAAGACCCCAAAGUGACAAGAGCCAAGUUUUUCAUUCGUGACGAGUUUCUGAGGAUCAGUACAGAAAACGGAGAUGGCCGUCACUACUGUUACCCCCAUUUUACAUGUGCAGUAGACACAGAAAACAUCCGGCGGGUCUUCAACGACUGUCGAGACAUCAUCCAGAGAAUGCACCUGCGGCAGUAUGAACUCUUGUGAUCUCACCCUGACUCGCCCGGGACCCUUGUGCUCUUUAUAAACCUGUCGUCAAACUCCCCCUGCCCAGCCCACACCCAAAACGAGGCCAAAACCGCAGACGAAGAAUACUACUGAUGUAUGGAAGACCACCCUUCUCUCUUUUAGUUAUUAUUUUUGUUAUAUCAUUAUUUAGGGCAGUUGGGUGGAUGAGGAGAAGUGUCACUGGGUUUUUUCCCCAUGUUUUUAUUUUAUUCAUUGUUUUUCGAUUACCUUUAUUUUUGCCAUUCCAUGAAGCCUCUGGCUACCUCCUUAUUUCUUAUUAAAAUUAUUAAGUAUAUAGUCGUGCAUAUACGUGCUGGUGCCUGCCAGUUUAUGAAGAUUGCAUCAGUUGUGACCUCCAGGAGCCCUAGUCUUGCACCCAAACCUUGACCUUCUGACCUUUAGGGCUCUCUGCUGCUUUCUGUGUCUGAACACUGAAGAGCGCCCACGGACAGAAGCGGGGAGGGUUGGUGGGGGGCGGGGCUUGUCGGACACUGGGAAAAGGAGAACAAGACAACGACGUGAAGUAAUGCACUUUUUCAUCAGGUUUUGAUUGACGUUUUUGCUUUCUGAAGAUGGACACAAUGUAGCAUCACAACAUGAAUUUCUGUCCCACUUAAGGAUGCAGAUCCUCUUCAAUGCAUAAGGAGGUGGAGCCUUCAUAAUGAGGUGGCAGGGCUCUUGGAACAUUAUUAGAGUCGCAGUCUGACCACAUAAAGACAAAAGUCCUUCUUAACUGUCCACACACUUGUCUAUCAAGACCCCAUUUCUUAUUUUAGUUUCUUAACUUGUACAGACUGUGCAAGGGUUUUGUUUUUCUGUACAGACUAUAAAAUGUUAUAUUAUUUUGUACAACUUUAUCGAAAGAGAGUAAAAAAUCUACUUGUAGAUCUUUGUGCCUUGAUUAUGGCUGUACCUGUAAAUGAAGCUGAGACAUGUUUUUGACUGCGCUGUACAGCUUGAUGUCACCCCUGUCGGCAGAAUGGACUGUGGAUGGGGACUUACUCUGUAGAGUUUCGUUUCUUUUUCGUUCCUUUAUUCGUAUGUUUAUCUGCUUUGUUUAUAUAAAAAGAGAAAAAGUUA